Amaranthus tricolor (Joseph's coat) is the source of this 5678-nucleotide messenger RNA. RefSeq names its product protein NETWORKED 1D. NCBI's taxonomy places the organism in Eukaryota, Viridiplantae, Streptophyta, Magnoliopsida, Caryophyllales, Amaranthaceae. Gene Ontology annotation, cellular component: plasma membrane. Bases 261 to 5531 code for a protein of 1756 amino acids. The transcript has 4 exons. The record is from RefSeq and is a predicted model, not a curated record. Gene Ontology annotation, molecular function: actin filament binding.
UUAUUGUUUCUUUUUUAGCGUGACAACUGACAACCCUCCAAAGGCUUACUGCAAACACUAAAUAGUAGAAAACUGAAAAACAAUGAAUAAAAACAAAGUAAAUACUGCAGAGGAGAGAGAAUAACAAAAAUUAAGAUCGAAGUGUUAGAUAGAGAGAUCAAACGGUAAUGGGUUGAAGAAUCCAAUUGGGUAUUUUGCAGAAAAAUUUAAUUUCUGGUAUACAUGAAAUUGUAAAAUUGAGAUAAUUUUGGUGGGGCAAAAUGGCUAAGAAUAAAGACAUGUAUUCUUGGUGGUGGGUUAGUCACAUUAGCCCUAAGAAUUCUAAAUGGCUGCAAGAAAAUCUUACAGACAUGGAUAGUAAAGUGAAAACUAUGAUUAAGCUCAUUGAAGUAGAUGAAGAUUCUUUUGCAAGACGAGCAGAAAUGUAUUAUAAGAAACGACCCGAGCUUAUGAAGUUAGUUGAGGAAUUCUAUCGUGCUUACCGUGCUUUAGCUGAAAGAUAUGAUCAUGCUACGGGGGUGAUACGCCAGGCUCAUAAAACAAUGGCCGAAGCAUUUCCGAACCAAGUGCCUUCCCUUAUGACCGAUGAUGCGACUGUAAACGGUACCCAAGAUUCUGAUCCACAGACACCCGAAACACAGAUUCCCAUUCGAGCAGUGGGUCUAUUCGAGCAGCUGAAUGGGAAAGGGAAGGCAAGAAAAUGCUUGAAUUUUCAUGAAGUCGAGGAGGAAGAAACCGUGAAAAAUCUUGGUGAGACUCGAGCUUUGUCUGAAUCCGAGAGUGUAGGAAGAUCAGGGACUGAUAUUAUAGCUUUGAAAGAAGCCAUUGCCAAAUUAGAAGCUGAGAGGGAAGCGGGUUUACUUCGGUAUCAGCAGACUGUAGAAAGAUUGUCGGAAUUGGAAUCGGAAGUCUUACAAGCCAAGGAUGAUUACCGGGUAGUCAGCGAACGAGCAAGUGAUGCUGAAGCUGAAGUGCAAAUCUUGAUGGAUGCUCUAGAAAAGGUAGAAGCUGAAAAGGAGGCUAGCCUGCUUCAGUAUCAGCAAUGCCUCGAGAGAAUAUCUCGUGGAGAAGCAGAUGCUCGGGAUCAUAAUGAACGAGCAUGCAAAGCUGAAAGUGAGGCGGAGGGUUUAAACGAAGAGCUUUGUCGAGUAAAAGCUGAAAAAGAAGCUCUUCUUUUGAAGUACAUGGAAGCUUUGGAAAAGAUAGCGAGUUUGGAGAAUAAAUUGUUGCUAGCGGAGGAUUAUGCUAGCAAGACAUGCGAGCGAGCUGAUAGAGCCGAAAAGGAAGUUGAAGCUCUGAGGGAAACUAUGACCCGAUUAACGGAAGAGAAGGAAUCAGCCGUUCUUGAACACAAGCGGUGUUUUGCAAAGAUUGCGACUUUGGAACGCGAAAUUAUUCUCGUCCAGGACGAGGCUGAAAGACUUAAAACCGAGGUUGAAGCAAAUUAUAGUAAGCUAAAGGGUAGUGAAGAACAGUGUCGUUUGUUGGAUAGGUCGAAUAAGUCUUUGCAGUUUGACGUUGAAAUGUUAAGUCAGAAAGUGGGUAAUCAGAACCAGGAGCUAUCCGAAAAGCAGAAGGAAUUGGGUAGACUUUGGACAUGUGUGCAAGAAGAGCGCAUACGUUUUGUGGAGGCCGAGGCUACUUUUCAGUCGCUCCAGAAUACGCACUCGAAAGUGAAAGAGGAACUUAUGUCUGUUGCUGCUGAGCUUCACAAGAAUGUUCAACAUUUGAAGGAUCUUGAAAAUACGAAGCUUGUUUUAGAAGACGAGAACAAGAACCUUAAUGUCCUUAAUUCGGCCUCAGCGGGUUCAAUCCGAAGUAUGAAGGAACAAAUCAUCGAGUUGAAGGAGGGAAAAGGUAAGCUCGAGCAAGAGCUGGAGCUGCGACUUGAUCAGCGGAACGCUCUUCAACAGGAAAUUUACUGUUUGAAGGAGGAAAUAGAUGGUCUGAACCUGAGACACCAAGAUGUGUUGAGGCAGGUGGAGUCGGUCGGGUUUGAUUCAGAAUCUUUCGGUCAUUCUGUGAAAGUGUUGAGAGACGAGAACUCUAAACUCAAAGAAAGUUGCCGGAGCAGCGAGAUCGAGUUAAUGACUGUAAAGGAGAAGCUGAAAUUAAUGGAAAAACUUGUUGAAAAGAACGAGCUCCUAGAGAAUUAUUUGUCGAAUUUUACGGCUGAGUUAGAAGCUGCAAGAAAGCGGGUGAAAGAGUUGGAAAGUUCCUUCCAGUUGCUCCUAGGAGAAAAGUCGACUCUAGUUGCCGAGAAGGGUUUUCUGAUUUCUCAGUUGCAGAUAGCAACCGAAAAUUUAGAGAAACUCUCGGAACAUAACACUUUAAUGGAGAACUCUCUUUUCGAUGCCAGUUCUGAGCUUGAAGCGUUGAGGGUGAAGUCUAAGGACCUUGAAGAUUCGUGCACCGUGCUUGAUGAUCAGAAUUCCGCCCUUAUGGCAGAAAAGCUGACACUAGAAUCCGAGUUGGAAACAACGCAUCUUAAGUUGAAAGAAUUGGGGCAACAACAUAUGGACUUAGAGAAGCGGUUUGCGGGCGUGGAGGAAGAGAGAAAAUUCGCACUCCAGAUGGUACAAGAAUUGCGGGUAUGCUUAGACACUGAAAAACAAGAGCAUGCUAACUCCAAUCGAUUGAGUCAAACCCGAGUGGCUGAUUUGGAAAACCAGAUUUAUCGUCUACAAGAGACGGGUAAUCACUUGCAAGACGAGCUCGAUGAAAUACUAGAUAAAGCUGUUAACGCUCAGUUCGAGAUCUUUAUCUUGAGGAAGUCGUGUAUACAAGAUUUGGAAGAUAACAACGCUUUUUUGCUGGCAUACUCCGAGAAACUUAUGGAGGCGUCCAGGUUGUCGGAUAAACUUGUAUCGGAACUGGAGCAGCAGUGUCUUGAUAAGCAGGAUGAAGCUAGGGUGUUGUCUAGUCAAGUACAAGGGUUGAGAAUGGGGAUGUUUCGGUUAUUAGAUGCGCUUGAAGCUGAUGCAAGUUCAGUAUGUGAAGAUCAAAACGACUCGAGCGUUGUCGAUCUGACACUUGGAAAAGUUGAUGAUAUUAAAGCAUCCUUGUAUAGAGCAUGGGAUGAUAAUCACGAGCUUGUUAUCGAAAAGUCGGUUUUUCUUGCAAUGAUUUGUGAGCUUAAACAAGAUGUUACCGAUUUGAAUUCUGUUAUUGACACCCUUAGGCAGCAGGUCAAGAGUAGGAAUGAAGAAGUAGUCGUAUUCCAGAAGGAGACACACAAGCUUCUCGAGAGUAACGAAGAGUUGAUUCUCAAAGUCCGAGAAGGAGGCCGAAAAGAAGUUGAUCUCCUUGAUGAAAUGGAAGGCCUCCGGAAAGAGCUGUUUGAUCUGCAAGGGGCUUUUGAGGGUCUACAAAAAGAGAAUUGUAAGGUUGUCGAGGAAAAAGGAUCGUUGAUGAAGGCGGUUGAAGAUUUAGAAGAGGAGAAGCACAUUCUAGAAGGUGAGUGCUCGUGUAUGGUUGACGAAGUUGUUGCACUCGAAAAUCUUUCAUUUGUAUUCAAGAAAGUCAUCUCGGAGAAAUCAAAGAAAGUCGUAGAGUUGACUUGGAAUUUAGAUAAGCUUUGCACUGAAAACAAUAUCCUUGACGAGAAAUUGAGAAUCAUAGAGUGCAAACUCGAAGAUGCUCGGAGUAAAAAUAUUGAUUUUGAGCUCUCGUUAAAGAAGUCGGAGGAUGAACUGCACGAAGCGAGAGUUGCAAAUAGUAAGUUGAAGGACGAGAUAGUUGAUGGAAACUAUCGUCUUUGCUUGAAAGAGAAGGCGCUUCUAGAAGCGGAGUCGAUGAAGGAGAAUCGAGAGGUCCGAGUACUUGAAUUAUCCGAAAAUUAUGCAGCGCAACGGAAAGAAUGUGAAGAACUUCAUGCCCUUAUUCAGAAUCUUGAUUCACAGAUAUUCAUAACGCAGCGGGAACAUGAAGAAAGUGAAGCGAGAAUACGAGUGCUGACUUCAGAACUGCAGAAGGGAAAAGACGAGAUCAGAUUAUGGGAAACUGUGGCAGGAGCUUUCUUCACCGAGCUACAGAGCUCUAGUGUACGUGAAGCGUUGAUUAAAGAAAAGUUUUCCGAGCUUAUGAAAGCUUAUGAGAUCCUAGAAGAAGAAAGUCAUUCCAAAUGUGCGGAUAUUGUUCAGUUGAAAGAACGGGUAGGGACCCUAGAAGGCGAAAAUUCCAAAAUAAAGGCUCGAUUGGCUGCAGAUCUCUUGGCUAUUAUGGGUCUAAAGAUUUCCUUGGCGUCUCUCGAGAAGCAUGCAAGUUGGAAGAAUAAGAUUCACGUGACUGACAACGAGGGGAAAGAGGAUAUUAAAGACGACCAAAAGUUGAGUGAAGAGCAGCCACUUGUGUUCAUCAACUUGUCCGAAAUCCAGACCAAGAUCCAAGAUGUGGAAAAAGCAGUUAUAGAGCUAAAGCAACAAGCAGAGGAGGAAAAUUUGGGUGUCCGCUCUGAACUAGACUUAGCAUUACAACAAAUCGAGGCGUUGAAAUCUCAUAGCAGCUCGCGUCGUGGGAGUGGAAGAUCAAGUAGGCGUGCUUCGUCAAAUUCAGAGGAAAACAAGGCUAGGAAAACAAGUACUCCUGAUGGUUCACAACCCGAACAGGAGCUUCUGAUGAAAGACAUUAUGCUUGAUCAGGUUUCUGACUGUUCAUCUUACGGCAAAAACAGGAAAAUUAUAGGGUCCGAUGAUCAGAUCCUCGAGUUAUGGGAAACCAUGGACCAAGCGGGCAACAUUGACCUUACAGUCGGGAAGUCUAACACCCAACCGCCAAUUGUUCCGAGCAAGUAUUCUCAACUUGAGUCCGUUAGAGAGAACAGGAGCGGCCGUCCUUCAAUAGAAUCAAUGGUUGAGAAGGAAUUGAGAGUGGAUGAUCAACAGUUACAUUCCAAGAGAUUUUUGAAUUCCGAGUUUGAGGGUACGAAGAAAAAAACCCUAGAGAGGGACGAUCAAGAAUUAAUGUCGAAGAGAUUUCAGAAUCCCGAGUUGGAGGAUAACAAAAGAAAGACUCUCGAAAGGCUCGCUUCAGACGUUCAGAAGCUAACAAACCUACAAAUAACUGUGCAAGAUUUGAAGGAAAAAUUAAAAACUGAGAGCUUUUUGAACAAGGGAAAGGGUAUCGAAUGUGAUGGAGUCGAGGAUCAGAUUUUGGAGAGCGAGAAUACAAUUCUAAAAUUGUUCGAGUACAGUGCAAAAUUGAUGAAGAACAUCGAGAAUUCUUCAACGGCAUCAUCAUUUGAUGGGUCAGUUACGGCUGAUUCAUCCGAAGGGGGGAGUGUCAAGAGGAGGCGAUGCUUGGAGCAAGCACGAAGAAUAUCGGAGAAGAUUGGAAGAUUACAACUUGAAGUGCAGAAAUUACAGUUUUCGCUUAUGAAACUCGAUAAUAGCAAAGUAAGCAAAGUCGGGACUCGAGUAAGUAGUACACGAGUCCUCUUACGAGACUUUCUAUCGAGUGGAUCACGGACUCCUCGCAGACGGAAAAAGAGUCAUUUCUGUGGAUGUGUUCAGCCUCACACUAGAGGAGACUGAGGUUGGUAAUGUCAUGUCAAAUCUGUUUUAAGUUUUGGGACUUUGAUCAGUUUUAGCUGAUAUUUGUAAUGUAAUGAUCUUUUUCCCCAACUUUUUUAGAACUUGUCGAUAAACAUAUUUACUAGUAUUCUCAAUUUUUGUGGGAAA